Molecule: messenger RNA, 6678 nt
Organism: Gadus macrocephalus (Pacific cod)
Lineage: Eukaryota; Metazoa; Chordata; Actinopteri; Gadiformes; Gadidae
Gene: ppp1r9a
Product: protein phosphatase 1, regulatory subunit 9A
Exons: 22
Coding region: 604-4098 (1164 amino acids)
Biological process (GO): actin filament organization; neuron projection development; calcium-mediated signaling
Cellular component (GO): dendrite; cytoplasm; postsynaptic density
Molecular function (GO): actin filament binding
Source: RefSeq, a predicted model, not a curated record
CAUGUCUUGCUACUGCUCAGGAGCAAAGGCUAGUUUAACAAUGCCAUUGGUUGAGUACAGAGGAUAAUCUUCCCUUGUCCCUGGGUGGCAGCUAGCAAAGAACAGACCAGCGGUCCUUUAGCUCUGUUGAACCAGCUAUGUGUUUGUUGUUCUGAUCAGGGGAAUGGACGCAUGUGCUUCUUUGGUUUUCCAAGCGGUGAAUUAUAAACAACAAGGACCACUACUGUUUGGGUUUGCAACUAUAGUGUUUGAGGCAAGCCAUUCUAAAUACAGACUUGGAAGUGAAACUGUUUUGUGUAGCACAGGACGGAGGCGAUGUGGCUGUAGAUAGCAUGGACGGCAAACAGAGCCAGCGCUUAUCUUCAACUAUCUAACUUUCUAUUGAGCUCGCUGGAACCCCCCCUCCCCUCCCCUCCCCUUCCCUUCCGAGCGCAGAUUAUUGGACCAAACCAUUGCCGCAGAUUGAACGGGACCCAAUGGAAGCCGAGCGCCACUGGGAUUAGAUUUGCCAGUACCGCAGUAGGUCACGCCAGACAACUUACUUCCAUGUUCUAAUCAGGCCACUGCUAUGUUGAAAUCCCCUCUGGCUCUCAAGGCGACAUCAUGCUGAAGACAGAGGCUUCCGGGGAGAGGACCACCCUGCGGAGUGCCUCUCCCCAUCGCAACGCCUACCGCGCCGAGUUCCAGGCCCUUAAGAAGGCCUUCGACCAGCCCCUCAUUGACGGCGGCUCCAAGCCCAAGGGCCCCGAGCGGCCCAAGCAGCCCAGGGGCCGACAGUAUGGCGCCCACGUCAGCCGCAUCAAGGACAUGUUCAUGCAGAUGGGCACCGAGCCCCCCGGGGCUAAGACCCGGGACGAGCUCUCUCCGCAGAAGACGGCCAAGCCCAGCAACUCCGUCAACAAGGCCGACGGCUUGGUGCUGAAGCUCCAGCACUCGCUGUCGGCCGAGCGGAUCGGCGCCGCGGGAGCCAAGUUCUCCGAGGCCAGGAUGCGGUUCGAGCAGCAGUCCCGCGACCAGUCGCAAUCACCCGUCUACCCCCACGGGCGGGACAAGAGGGGGUCCCACGAGCACCUGGACGACUGGCGGGGCAGCAGAUCCAACCGAGGCAGUACGGACUCGUUGGACUCCCUGUGCUCCCGGGCGGAGGCGUCCUCGCCCACCGUCAGCCAGCUCAGCGCCGUCUUUGAAAACGCAGACCAACAGUCGGACCGACAGGGCGCGCACCACCGAGGCGUCAGCAGGCGGGCCCUCUACUCCCCGGACGGGAACCACCGGGGCCACGGAGGGGACCUCAGCGAGGACGACUCCCGCCAGUCCCCCGUCCGCGGUUCCCAGCGUCACCGGACAGGGGGCAAGCUCCCCGCGUCCGCGUCCGCCGAGGACCUCCUCUGCCCGAGUCCUCAGGCGGAGCCCGUCACAGGGUCCCCGCAGAGGUCGGCCGCGCUCGGCCAGGCUGCAGACGGCCCCGGCGACAGAGGGCGAGGCGCGUCGGCCGCACAGACCAACGGAGGUCAGGUCAACGGAUCGUGCGGUGAGGAGGACAAAGAUUCCGGAAGGAAAAACCUGGAGGAAGACAUCCUGUCCAAUUCUUUAGCGAAUGCGCUUGACGCAGAGGACCGCUGGGACUCUGGGGCCCCGGUGAAGGACGGCCCGGACGCUCCCGGAGGAGAGAAGGUCCGAGACGGCGGCAAAGAGCCAGCGGACGGCCGCGACGAGGACUACGCGGGGAACGAGCGUAUCAUUUUUAACGCAGACGGAGACGCCUGCUACCAGGGCUGGGGGGAGAGCUGCACGGACCCGGAGGACGACUUCUACGGAGACGACGACGACGACACCAUCUACGACCCGGGUGCUGAGCUCACGGAGAUCCCCGGUCUGCCGGAAGAAAACCAGGAAGACGUCCCUCCGAAGAGGAAGAUCUGCUUCAGCACGGCUCCUAUGACGGUGUUCAACACCUACGCCAACGAGGACUACGACCGCCGCAACGAGGAGGUGGACCCCGUGGCCUCGUCGGCCGAGUACGAGCUGGAGAAGAGGGUGGAGAAGCUGGAGCUCUUCCCCGUGGAGCUGGAGAAAGACGACGACGGCCUGGGCAUCAGCAUCAUCGGGAUGGGGGUGGGCGCCGACGCCGGGCUGGAGAAGCUGGGCAUCUUCGUGAAGACCGUCAUCGAGGGUGGGGCCGCCGAGCGGGACGGCAGGAUCAAGGUGAACGACCAGAUUGUGGAGGUGGAUGGGACCAGUCUGGUCGGGGUGACCCAGAGCUUCGCAGCCACCGUUCUCAGGAACACGUCGGGAGUGGUCCGCAGGUUUGUGAUUGGUCGAGAGAGGCCGGGCCAGCAGAGCGAGGUGGCGACGCUGAUCCAGCAGACCCUGGACCAGGAGAAGAGGCAGAGGGAGCUGCUGGAGCAGCAGUACGCCCAGUACGACGCAGACGACGACGAGGAGACGGGCGAGUACGCCACGGACGAGGAGGACGGCGGGCCGCCGGGGGGGUCCGGCGGAGACAAGAGCAUCGAGGUGUUCGACCUCCCUGAGAACGAGGACGUCCUCACCCCCUCCGAGGUGGACGCCGGAAAACUCUACCAGAAGUUCAGAGAGCUGCAGAUCAAACACACAGUCACCGAGGCCGAGAUCCAGAAACUGAAGAACAAGCUGGCGUCGGUGGAGCGGGAGAAGCAGCGCUGGGAGAAGGAGAAGAGCCAGCUGAAGGCCAGCAUUGAGGAGAACAAGGAAAGGAUGAUGAAGCUGGAGGGCUACUGGAUCGAGGCGCAGACCCUCUGCCACACGGUCAACGAGCACCUGAAGGAGGCCCAGGCGCAGUACCAAACCCUGGAGAAGAAGUACAACAAGGCCAAGAAGCUCAUCAAGGACUACCAGCAGAAGGAGGUGGAGCUGGUCCAGAAGGAGGACGCUGAGAGGAAGAGGCUGGAGGAGGCAGAGGAGGCCCACCUGGCGGAGAUCCAGAGCCUGCAAGUCAGGAUUGCGACACUGGAGUCGGAGCUGAUGCUGCUGAUGAAGCAGAACGGCAUCCAGGUCAACAACAACAACAGUAACAGCAACAGCAACAACAGCAGUCGCAGUAACAGUAGCGCCGCCGCCGACAGGUCCCGCCCCCAGCAGCAACCAGGUGGGGCCCCUGCGCAUAUGCCGACCGCAGGGUUGGAUUCUCCCAGUAGAAAGCCGACCCACGGCGGUCGGGUGCGAGGCAGCAUCAGCUCUACCGAGGGAGAGGUGUCAGAGAGUACAACAGGAAGUCCCGCCCAUAGCCGGAGUGGUUCGGUGCGCAGCGCGGCGUCCUUCGACGGCGCGGGACGCAGGAAUCCCGGCAGCACUGAGGGUUCGCCGAGACGUUCACUGCUGCCGCAGGGAACCAAUCAGGACGGGUGCCAGUCUCACAUGGUGUCUGGAGCGGCUGGCAGUGGGGAGGAGAGCCCCAACAGACAGGCCCCGGGGCCCGGAGUCUCGCUACGGCAAAGCAGAACCAAGGAUCCCCGGGCAUCGCCGGGAAACAGUUCCACGGAGCCCUCGGUGGAGGACAGUCCAGAGAAACUCACGGCCAAGAACUUUUUAACCUGGCCCCACUUCUUCUCCUAUUCAUAUUAUUUGGGUCCGGCCCUCAGCGCCGACAGCAGCAGCAGCAGCUCGGUGGAGAUCAGCAGCCUGCUGAACGAGGCCAAGAUGUCGGAGCACUCCCACGCGCCGGCCCUCUCUUCAGACGAGAGCUUGGAUAUGAUAGAGGAUGAGAUCCUAGACGAGGCCCAGUUCCCCAGGCAGCACCAGGGGCCGAACCUCAGCGUGACAGAGUGGACCCCCCAGCAGGUGGCCCGCUGGCUCAUCGGACUCCACCUGGAACUCCAUGUCCCAGAAUUCACUGCCAAAAACGUGGACGGGGAGCGCCUCCUGCAGAUGGAGAGCAACGAGCUGAAGGCCCUGGGCGUCUCGUCGUCCCAGGACCGGGGGCUGCUGAAGAAGAAGAUCAAGGAGCUGAAGGUGCUGCAGGACAAGACCCGGAGGAACCGGGAAAAGCUGGAGAGGCAGCGCGACAAGCUCCGCCAGAGAGAGCAGGAGCAGCAGAGACAGAGCCAGGACGAGCCCUAGGCCCCCCGGGGGAGCCCGGCACCUCCCCCUACUGUCGUUCUUAUCACGCUCCCCGCACCCAGUAGCACCUCCAGACCCCGGGACAUCGCCAAGGACCCCCGUGUCCUCAGUGGGGUGCCCUUAAAGAUGCCCGAUGCUGCUCAAAUAUUCCACAUGGCUCAGUGGUGGUGGUGGUGGUGGUGGUGGGCCACAGUGAGACCACCAGCUGGCUGUUGGGCGGUGUGUUUUAUUUUUUUUCCACAGAGUAGAAAACCAAAAAAAAGGUGCUCACACUGUUGAUAGGUCGCUGCCCCCCUGCCCGCCCGUCCUUCUCCCCAGCCGUCAUCCCCCCCACCAACGCUAUUUCUGUAUUACGGUUUCAACAUCUGCUCAGAUCUAUAUUUAUUUAGACAUUUACUGCUGUACGUGUAUUUAUUCAUAUUCAUGGUUAGAUGGCGAGAGGGUUGAACAUGACCUCCGCGUCCACCCAGAACAUAUCUUUUAGCUUCUUCUUAUUUAGAGCCAUCUGUAAUAGCCAUAUUAAUGGAUGUGUACGAUAGCGUCCCUUACAAGUGGCAUUGUACAUAUACAGCGAUGAAUAUAGAUGCAGAUAUCCCUAGUGUGCCAUCAUGUGACAGGCAGAAUUAUAUACAGUAAUAUAUCCUGUCUGGAGGCGUUCCUUGAGGAAGUAACUGACAGCUGUGAUGAAGAACACAAGCACUCACACAAACUCUGUGGGGGGACAGAGAGAGAUCAUAUGGGCAAUUAAACACGUCCACCACUAGAUGUCGCCAGUGCUGCUUCCUCUCGUUGCUGCUGAAUCUGAACACUGGAAUCCAUGCAAGUGGGGCCUGACUGAGAGAAAACAGAUCUCUAUGGACCCCACCUCUGACUACACUGGAAAAGUCCACAUCACUGGAAAGUCGUCGACGGACUUGUGUGAAACUGACUCUGUAUAUUGUUCUUUCAGUGUUAUAAAAGCAAUUUCCCCGACAAAAAUAUGAAAAUGACAGGAAAGAACCAGAACUCAAAAGGAUGUCCAGGACGGGAAUGGAGACUGUGGUAGUGUACGAUGUACAGUAAAGACGACAUAAUAACCCACAUAGUCAUGCCGCCAUGAUUACAAAGUGAAACCUCGUACUUAUAUGCAUACCGUUCUGACGCCGUCUGUAAUCUGCUUUCGACCUCCUUUUUAUAUGAUCAAAACAACAGAUGAUUACUACCCAGCUGCUGCCUUUGGGAAAUCAUAGAUGAGUAUUUAUCUCUAUUCACUUCUAAAUAGUGUUUCAAUCCGAAGAUUGAUCAUCCGAAUCAUUUUACGAAAUCCAUUUAUUAUUGAUCUAAUUUAAACAAGACAAAUUGAAUCACACACAUACAAAUCACUGUUUCAUUACCUUUCUUUUGACACCUGUGAUCCUGAGAAUAUGUGAAUGAAUAUCCAAGAAUGCUAUACCUUAAUAUUAAUGCUUUUGUUUUUUGUCUUUCUUGUUAACAUAUUUAAACAAAACUGAUAUUCUGGAAGAAAGAUGACUGGAGCUGUAGUUUUGAAUAAUUCAUCACAGAUGAAGGAAGUGAUAGAAGUUGCACUAGUGAGAUACAAUAGGACAUAUUUUAGUGAUGGCUCAACAUUCAUCGUUUACACUUGUCUGUUUGAAAGUUGGAAAGUAUUUUUUGAGCUCUACAUCCACUCAAUGCAACAAAAGGUAGCUACUGUACCAUUCUGAAUGAAAGUUAUUAUUUAUUUAUGUAUUUUAUGAACCAUCUUGACUAUUGUUUAUGCUACAGUAAGUUAUGCAAGAAAUAGAGUAUUAUUAACACCAUCUAAUGAUUUAUGCACAGUUGUGUUUUUCUUUCUUUCUUGGCCAAAAAAGAUUUUAUGUUAGAAGAUAAAAUAUACUUUUUUUUUUUUUAGAUAUCAGUGGAUAAUCAUCAACAAUGUGACUUGAGAUCAUGAUUCAACGUUAAUAUAUCGUCCCAUUUUAAAAAUUUCAAAAAAAUAAGAAAAUCCUAUUGUGUUGUUUCAUCCUUCCUCUUAAACAAAAACGUAAGCGAUACUUGACCCUUUCUGUGAAUACUACCCCCAUCACCACCUAGGUCGACGGACCAGUCCGUCCACUGAACAUUUUCUAUGUACAGUGAAACAUGCCGAAAGCAAUAUACUGUAUUAUAAACCCUAAAGAAGCCUUGUUUUCUAACCUGGCGGUGGGCCGUGUACAGUUUGCUAGGGCUGCUACAGAAGGGGAUCCCCUCCGUUUUGUGUUCCUACCCUCUUUCUCGUUGAUUGACUAGCCUGCGCUCGCUGCUCGCGGGAUGAAUAGCGAUCUCUAGGUAAAGGAUGUUGUUUUGGGCAAUGCCUGGAACCUUCUAGUGUGCGUCCGUCUUUCCUGUGCAAAGUGACGGGUAGAGAGAGCCAGGGUCACUCACACACUUUUCGCCACGCUUUAACGCUUUGGAACAAACCAAGCUGUUUGCUUAUUCCUAUCCUAUUCUUACUUUCCCUUCGCUCCUUCUCCCUCUUUCUUUUGCAUUAUUAAAAGUUGGAUUUGGCAGCUACUUGUCACACUGAAUAAAAUGUGCAGGCCCUGUCUGUUGAUUCCUUUG